UGAGUUAAACACUAACGUAACGGUAACUAUAUAUUCCGUUCACGCAACACGUGACUUCCUUUCCGGUCUGACCUGACAACAUGGACGCCAGCCGCGUGCAGCCGAUCAAGCUCGCAAGAGUCACUAAGGUGCUUGGAAGAACUGGUUCCCAGGGACAAUGUACACAGGUCCGUGUUGAGUUCAUGGACGACAGCAACCGCUCCAUCAUCAGGAACGUGAAGGGCCCAGUCAGAGAAGGAGAUGUGCUGACACUCCUGGAGUCUGAAAGAGAAGCCAGGAGGCUGCGAUAGGUGCCACUGAAGCUGAGAAGCAGCCGAUGCCACCAGUACCACCUGCUGUGGACUACAUCAUGUUUUCAGAUGUUUUGAAAUAAAGUUGGUUAAGAAGAUGAA
Nothobranchius furzeri (turquoise killifish) is the source of this 392-nucleotide messenger RNA. It is a transcript of the gene rps28, whose product is annotated as ribosomal protein S28. Gene Ontology annotation, cellular component: cytosolic small ribosomal subunit; ribosome. Gene Ontology annotation, biological process: translation; ribosomal small subunit assembly; maturation of SSU-rRNA. NCBI's taxonomy places the organism in Eukaryota, Metazoa, Chordata, Actinopteri, Cyprinodontiformes, Nothobranchiidae. The record is from RefSeq and is a predicted model, not a curated record. Gene Ontology annotation, molecular function: structural constituent of ribosome.